UUUGCAUGUUCAGUAGUGAAAAAGACGUCUUCCGGUCCAGUUUUCCUUAAACAAGAUGCGUCACGUUGCUGCUUUCCUUUUGCUCGUCUUGGGCGGUAACACCACCCCUUCCGCCGCCGAUGUCGAGAAGGUGAUCACGUCCGUGGGCGGCGAAGUCGACUCGGAACAGUUGGAAGCUCUCUUGAAGGAAGUCGAAGGCAAGGACAUCUACGAAGUCAUUGCCGCCGGCCAAGCCAAGCUCGCCACGGUCUCCGUCGGAGGCGGUGCCUCGGCUGGUGCUGCCGCCGCCUCGUCGGGCGGUGCCGCGGCCCCUGUCAAGGAAGAGAAGGAAGAAGAAGAAGAAGCCGACCUCGGAGGUGGCAUGGACAUGUUCGGUGGCUCGUCCGACUAUUAAAUGUGCUUCUUUCCGUUGCUGCAGUAACGAAUGACCGCCUGUGUCGAGUAACGAGUAAUACGAUGUGACGCACAGAUAUGAGCUUGUCUAGACAUGAAGAUCGGUGCACUGGACCAGCGACAUCUUGUCGUCUUCAGCAGGGGCUAUGUAUUCGUGGAUCCAAAGCGAUGGCAGGA
Aphanomyces astaci is the source of this 570-nucleotide messenger RNA. RefSeq lists its product as hypothetical. Lineage: Eukaryota; Oomycota; Saprolegniomycetes; Saprolegniales; Verrucalvaceae. Gene Ontology annotation, cellular component: cytosolic large ribosomal subunit; ribosome. Gene Ontology annotation, biological process: cytoplasmic translational elongation. The record is from RefSeq and is a predicted model, not a curated record. Gene Ontology annotation, molecular function: structural constituent of ribosome. Bases 56 to 394 code for a protein of 112 amino acids. The transcript is spliced from 2 exons.